Cololabis saira (Pacific saury) is the source of this 1747-nucleotide messenger RNA. RefSeq names its product mitogen-activated protein kinase kinase 1 (gene map2k1). The transcript is spliced from 11 exons. The record is from RefSeq and is a predicted model, not a curated record. Gene Ontology annotation, biological process: protein phosphorylation. NCBI's taxonomy places the organism in Eukaryota, Metazoa, Chordata, Actinopteri, Beloniformes, Belonidae. The coding region runs from base 164 to 1309 and encodes 381 amino acids. Gene Ontology annotation, molecular function: ATP binding; protein kinase activity.
CAGAAGCAGCGUCUCUACCUCUGCGGAUCCUGACAGCGCUGCUCCGUUUCGUUUGCUCCGUUUCGGUCCUUGUGCCGACAUAAAGCGAGAGUAUCCCUGUGUUACCACACCUCCUUUCCUCCUGCAGCCACACAGCUGUACCUGUCAGCUUGUCUCCUGCAACAUGCAGAAAAGAAGGAAGCCGGAGCCGAUCCAACUCAACCCGAUUCCUGAUGGAAACACACUAAACGGAACGGGAGCCUCAGAGACAAACCUGGAGGCGCUGCAGAAGAAGCUAGAAGAGCUUGAGUUGGAUGAGCAGCAGCGAAAACGCUUGGAGGCCUUUCUGACACAGAAGCAGAAGGUGGGAGAGCUGAAGGACGACGACUUCGAGAAGAUCUGUGAGCUUGGUGCAGGCAACGGAGGCGUUGUCUUUAAGCUGAUCCACCUGGAGAUCAAGCCAGCCAUCAGGAACCAGAUCAUUCGGGAGCUGCAGGUGCUGCACGAGUGUAACUCCCCAUAUAUUGUAGGCUUUUACGGGGCUUUUUACAGCGAUGGAGAAAUCAGCAUCUGCAUGGAGCAUAUGGAUGGCGGCUCCCUGGACCAGUCACUGAAGAAAGCUGGCAAGAUCCCAGAGCAGAUACUUGGCAAAGUCAGCAUCGCUGUCAUUAAAGGGCUUUCCUACCUCCGGGAGAAGCACAAGAUCAUGCACAGAGACGUGAAACCCUCCAACAUCCUGGUGAACUCCCGCGGCGAGAUCAAGCUGUGUGACUUCGGAGUGAGUGGACAGCUCAUAGACUCGAUGGCCAACUCCUUCGUGGGCACUCGGUCGUACAUGUCCCCAGAGCGUCUGCAGGGCACCCACUACUCCGUCCAGUCAGACAUAUGGAGCAUGGGUCUGUCUCUAGUUGAGAUGGCCAUUGGCCGCUUCCCCAUCCCUCCACCUGACUCUAAAGAGCUUGAGCAGAUUUUUGGAUUCCCGGUGGAAGGGGACGGAGCACCCACCGAGUCCCCCAGACCACGGCCCCCUGGGUGUCCCGUCAGCUUGUACGGCCCAGACAGCAGACCUCCCAUGGCUAUAUUUGAGCUGCUUGACUACAUCGUCAAUGAGCCUCCACCAAAACUACCUGCGAUAUUUAGCUCUGAAUUCCAAGAAUUUGUCCACAAAUGUUUGAUAAAGACUCCUGCGGAGAGAGCAGACCUGAAGCAGCUGAUGGUGCACCCUUUUAUCAGACAGUCCGAGGCCGAGGAGGUGGACUUUGCAGGCUGGUUGUGCAGCACUAUUGGACUGAGUCAGCCUGCAACACCCACCCACACUGCUGCCAUGUGAGGACGACUCCAGCAACAGCCAAGCCCAUCAGAGGCUCCUCAAACGGUCUUUUUGUUUUUUUAAACAUUUAAAAUAAAGUUUAUAUAUAAACAACUAGUGACAGUUGCAUAUAGUUUUGUUUAGAGUACAAAUUUGCAUUCCAACUUGUGUACAGCAACAUGGUCUGAACUGUUAAAGCUAUUUUGCUUGCCUGAAGAAUUAUUUUUUAAUCUUUAUGAAAACUGCUAAACUUCUGCGCUUUAAAUGACUGUUUACACCCCUUUGCCAACACCGUCAAUUGUUUUAUCUUUGUUAGCUUAUGACAAAAGUCUUGUGAAUUAAAGGUUUGAAUGACACACUGACUCAUGUAUUUGAAACAACUUUUAUUCAGGGAACUUGAGUCGGUUUGCGUAUUUAUGCAGCAUCUUGGCCUUGAUACUUUGCUACUUACAGUGGGAU